Molecule: messenger RNA, 1518 nt
Organism: Phytophthora infestans T30-4
Lineage: Eukaryota; Oomycota; Peronosporomycetes; Peronosporales; Peronosporaceae
Exons: 3
Coding region: 14-1459 (481 amino acids)
Biological process (GO): carbohydrate catabolic process
Molecular function (GO): carbohydrate binding; hydrolase activity, hydrolyzing O-glycosyl compounds
Source: RefSeq, a predicted model, not a curated record
ACGAUUCGUAGCCAUGCCGUCGGUGGAGGACUGGGCGUACAUGGACACCUUACGCCCCCCCGUCUACAUCUGUCUGCGUCGCAAGACCGACCUCGUUGACAAUGACUAUGAGCCCAUGCAGCUGGACGGACGCGUGGACAAGGAGGAGUGGGCGCAUGUGCCAUGGUCCGAGCCUUUUGUGGACAUCGAAGGACCAGAGCGCAAACCCAAGGACUUCCCGCUCACGAGGUUCAAAAUGAUGUACGACGACGACACUUUAUACGUGGGGGCAGAGCUCAUCGAGUCCAAAAUCUGGGGCACUCUCACCCAGAAGAACAGCACCAUGUACCACGAGAACGACUUUGAGGUUUUCUUCAAUCCAGACGGCAGUCGUCAUCACUACUACGAAUUGGAAGUGAACUGUCUGAACACGAUCUGGGAGCUGCUUCUGCAUCGUCCGUACAAAGAUGGCUACAGUAUUGAAAACCCAUUCAACCUAGUGUCAGUACGCUCGGCUGUAUUCGUGGACGGCCUGACCAACGCCCCAGAGACUCCGAGUGUGCGUUGGUGUGUCGAAAUGAGUUGGUCACUCGCCGAACUUCAGCAAUUUAACAAACUACGUUUCCGUCGAGACAUAGAUGAGCCGUUAAGUAGCAGAGCUCAGUCUGAAAGAGCGUCAAUUGCCACUCCCAGACCCCCAUCGGGGCCUGGGAAGACAGCGAGACCCGCCGUGACGACUGGCAAAACUCAAGCGGGAGACGUGUGGCGUGUCAAUUUCUCACGUGUUCAGUAUGACCUGGAGACUGUUGUGGACGUCGAUACGAACCAGUUAAAGUACCAAAAAGUGCCUGACAAGCGCGAAGACAACAUCGUGUGGGCCCCCACUGGUGUGAUCGACAUUCAUCGACCCGAGAGAUGGGGCUUUGUGUUUUUUAGCAGUGAAAACGAGCUGCCUGGCGGGGAAUUGGAGCUCGCAAGUGCCAUGACGGGGUUCUUGGAGGCGCAAAUGGCCAUAGAGCGCGUUCUGGACGCUGUUUACUACCGACAACGAGCGUUCCGUGCGUCUCACGGCGGCUAUGCGUCGAGUAUGGAGAUGCUGUACACUGAGUCUUCGUCGGGCCUUCAAGGUGACGAUAAAAAGUGGUUGAACGCCUUCCCACACAGCGAGCUGCUGCGUCGAUACGAACUCGACUUUCCUGUGCUCUCGUGUCGUAGCGAUCUCGUUGACAAGGAUGAGCUAAGCGGUAGGAACUCUAGUCGACGUUACGCUCCUGCGUUGGAUCAGCAGGAUGAGCACUUCGAUGAGAGGACUUUGGUGAAGAACUUUGUCCCUCCACCUCCUCCGGUGUUGAGUCCUCGAUCGCAGGAGAUUACGAACCUUGAGAGCUGUGGACUUUACUCGAACUACACAGCGAUACUUCGUAGUGCAACGCAGACGUGGAACAUAAGUCAAGACGGCCGUCUGUGGCGCACACCAUGAAUAAUUAACUUAGACACUACGAGGUUAAUAUUAAUACGGACAGUAUGGACAACACGUGA